AACAGCAUCUUUCACAUAUUGUUCUUCUGAUUUUCCUUUCUUUAAUAGUUCUUCCCACCAUUUCACCUUAUCCUACAUUGUCAGGUUAAUGUUCCCUUCACCUGUGUUCACAGAGAAUGCAAAUAAACUGGAAGAAAGUGCAAGAGGGAUCUACAUCCCUUGUCCAGAGCAUUACAAUGGCUUCUGCAUGCAUGGCAAGUGUGAGCACUCCACGAACAUGCUGGAACCGUCUUGCAGAUGUGAUGCCGGCUAUACUGGACAACACUGUGAAAAAAAGGACUACAGCGUUUUAUAUGUGGUUCCAGGUCCAGUACGAUUUCAGUAUGUCUUAAUAGCAGCUGUGAUUGGAACCAUCCAGAUUGCUAUCAUCUGUGUUGUAGUCCUCUGUAUUACAAGGAAAUGUCCCAGGAGCAACAGAAUCCACAGACAGAAGCAAAACACAGGGCACUACAGUUCAGACAACACAACAAGAGCAUCGACAAGUUCUAGUGGCAAUUUUGAGUCUACUGAACUCAGUAGUAGGGUUUUGAGUUGGUCCAAGAUCAGCGACAAUUAUGGAUGUGGGAAAGGUGAAGAAUAAUUUAACCUACAUUGAGGAGGGAUAAAAUAUUUCAGAUCCGGAGUCAACUACAUUUCAUCAGCCUUCUUCUCCCAUACCAUCUAUCUUUACUCUCCCAUAGCUUAGGAAGUCUUUGGCUUCUAAAUUAAAUCCUAACCGAAGGGGAAAUGGAAAUUCUCGGCAACCGCGAUGAGAGUGUCGGGGGUAAUGCUUCGAUUUGGGAGGGAAUUAGGUGUCUGUCAAGGUGAACCCUACAAGAACACUUUGCAGAAUCUCCAACUCUGGUCACUGGAGUGAGUGAAAAUUGCUUCUCACUCUUGAUUGAAAAUUAUUAGGUUAAAAAAGUUAAUAACAUAAUAACAGCUGAAAUGCCAGUCCCAUUUGUACCUCGUGAACAUGCUGAUAUAAUUUAUUUUUUCAAAGAGAAGGUGAAAACCACUCAGAAAAUACCUUAUGAAUAACUUUAUAGGUGACCCUACUCCAUUAAAUGUAAUGAACCCAAAUGUUGGCUAUACCUCAGGAAAAUAAGGGCAUGUAUUUUGUCACAUCCACAUGAUGGACAA
Molecule: messenger RNA, 1122 nt
Organism: Pseudopipra pipra
Lineage: Eukaryota; Metazoa; Chordata; Aves; Passeriformes; Pipridae
Product: tomoregulin-2-like
Exons: 4
Coding region: 89-580 (163 amino acids)
Source: RefSeq, a predicted model, not a curated record